This is a messenger RNA of Magnolia sinica, 3400 nucleotides long. Its product is annotated as transcriptional corepressor LEUNIG_HOMOLOG-like. The transcript is spliced from 18 exons. NCBI's taxonomy places the organism in Eukaryota, Viridiplantae, Streptophyta, Magnoliopsida, Magnoliales, Magnoliaceae. Gene Ontology annotation, molecular function: protein binding; transcription corepressor activity. The coding region runs from base 480 to 2894 and encodes 804 amino acids. The record is from RefSeq and is a predicted model, not a curated record.
GCUUUCAUCUCCCCGAACCUCGCCACCUCCUACCGAAUCCAACGCAAACCUCUCCAAGCCUCGAGGUUCGAAUUCCAAACCUGAGGUUUCGAUCCGGACCGAAAGCUCCAUCUAUAAUUCAGGUUAUUUGAUUUUUCUUCGAAGGGAGCGAGGGAGUAGUUUCUGUUAAUGGUCGAGCUGUUCUUCUGUAACUCCAAAUUCUCAAUUUCCUGGAAGAUGCCAUCUUCAUUCGAUUUCGCGCCUGCAGGAGCUCUUAUUUGAAAUGCUGUUGUUUUUUCCCGUUAAUUUUGGUGGAUUUUCGUUGUUUGAGUUCGAAUUAGGGUUUUGGAUAUGGAGAUCGAGUUCGAUUGGAUUCCGGGAACGGUAAUGUAGGUUUUGAUUCCUCUCUUUUCCGAGAUUCAAGGUGGAGACGGACGCGAUCACGCGGUGGAUUUUGAUUCUUUUUCCGUUUUCCGUUUUCUGGACCGUAGAAGUGAAGCAUGGCGCAACAGAGUAAUUGGGAAGCAGAUAAGAUGCUUGAUGUUUAUAUAUACGAUUAUUUGUUGAAAAGAAACUUACAUGCUUCAGCAAAAGCUUUCAUGAACGAAGGAAAGGUCGCGGCAGAUCCAGUAGCAAUUGAUGCUCCUGGGGGAUUUCUCUUUGAGUGGUGGUCUGUCUUUUGGGACAUCUUCAUUGCAAGGACGAAUGAGAAGCAUUCUGAGGUUGCUGCAGCUUAUAUUGAGGCACAACAAAUUAAAGCAAGGGAACAACAACAGCAUCAACUACAAAUGCAGCAAUUGCAAUUCAUGCAGCAGAGACAUGCUCAAUUGCAGAGAAGGGAUGCUAAUCAUCCUUCUCUUAGUGGCCCAAUAAAUGCUAUAAUCUCUGAAGGGAUGUUGGGGCAGUCUACUGCCAGUGUCUUGGCUGCUAAAAUGUAUGAAGAACGUAUGAAACAUCCUCACUCAAUGGAGUCUGAGUCAUCCCCACAACUAAUGGAUGCUAGUAGAAUGGCUUUACUUAAAUCAGCAACUAACCAUCCUGGCCAGUUGGUCCAAGGUAACCCAGGCAGUGUGUCUGCGGCAUUGCAACAAAUUCAGGCACGAACUCAACAGACAACUGACAUCAAAGGUGAUGUCAACCUGGGUGUAACUCAAAGAUCCCUGCCGAUGGAUCCAUCAUCAAUUUAUGGACAGGGAGUCAUGCAGUCAAAACCUGGACUUGGUGGUGCAGGAUUGAACCAAGGUGUUAGUGGUCUUCCACUAAAGGGAUGGCCUUUAACUGGCAUUGAUCAACUGCGCCCAAAUUUAGGCCCACAGGCACAGAAGCCUUUUCUACAGACAACAAACCAGUUUCAGCUUUUGACGCCACAUCAGCAGCAGCAGCUCUUAGCACAGGCUCAAGCACAAGGAAACCUUGGGAGCUCACCUAACUAUGGAGAUGUGGAUCCUCGAAGAUUCAGGGUUAGGGGUAGCUUGAAUGGGAAAGACGGGCAGCCCACAGGAACUGAUGGAUCUAUCGGUUCCCCAAUUCAAUCUAGUUCGCCAAAAGUGAGAGUGGGUUCACAGGAUCAAACAGAAUUAUUCAUGAAGAUGAAGAUGGCCCAGAUGCAGCAGCAGCCCUCAGUUCAUCAGCAACAGGACCAGAUUCAACUGCAGCAACUGCAGCAGAAUAACAAAAAAAGGAGACAACCUACUUCUUCUGGAGCUGCGAACAGCACUGGUACAGGAAAUACUGUUGGCCCUUCUAACUCCGCACCAUCCACUCCAUCCACCACUCAUACACCUGGUGAAGGAGUGCCAAUGGCAGCAAAUUUGCCACAUGUUAACAGCAUGUCUAAAAGUUCAAUGAUGUAUGUUCCAGAUGGAACUGCCGGACUUGCAUCAUCUUCAAAUCAGCUGGAGGACAUGGAACAUUUUGGAGAUGUUGGUUCCUUGGAUGAUAAUGUGGAAUCGUUCCUGUCACAUGACGAUGGAGAUGCAAGGGACAUAUUUGGUACAUUAAAAAGAAGUCCAACAGAGCACAAUACAGAGUCUUCAAAGGGUUUUUCCUUCAGUGAAGUUGGAUGUAUUCGUACAAGCAAUAGCAAAGUUGUCUGCUGCCAUUUCUCUUCAGAUGGAAAAUUGUUGGCUAGUGCUGGGCAUGAGAAGAAGGCCGUUCUUUGGAACAUGGACACUCUAGAGACAGUGAGCACUCCUGAAGAACACUCUCUUAUUAUUACAGACGUGCGUUUUAGGCCAAAUUCAAAUCAGCUGGCAACGUCUUCCUUUGAUAGAACUAUCCGGCUAUGGAAUGCAGCAGAGCCAAGCUAUUGCUUGAAUUCAUAUACCGGACAUGGUUCACCUGUGAUGUCACUCGAUUUCCAUCCAACUAAGACAGAAGUUUUCUGCUCAUGUGAUGGUAACGGUGAACUUCGUUUCUGGAAUAUCGGCCAGUAUUCAAGCACACGUGUUACUAAGGGUGGUACAGCACAGGUAAGAUUUCAGCCUAGAACUGGGCAUCUUCUGGCAGCAGCAGCGGAAAAUGUGGUCUCUAUUUUUGAUAUUGAGAAAGAUAGGCAGACAUACUCACUACAGGGGCACACUAAAGAGGUGCACUCCAUUUGCUGGGAUGUGAAUGGAGAAUAUUUAGCAUCAGUCAGCCAGGACUCUGUGAGGGUAUGGUCACUAUCUGGAGGGGAGUGCGUUCACGAGCUCAGCUCCAAUGGGAACAAGUUCCAUUCUUGCGUUUUUCAUCCUAGUUAUCCCACCCUUUUAAUUAUUGGGGGGUACCAGUCUUUGGAGUUGUGGAACAUGGCAGAAAACAAAAGCAUGACAGUUCCUGCACACGAUGGCCUGAUCGCUGCAUUGGCACAAUCACGAGUUACUGGGAUGGUCGCCUCUGCUAGCCAUGACAAAUCCGUUAAACUGUGGAAAUAGAUGGAAUGGUGGUGGGGAUUAUGUCCAGUCUCUUGGAGCAUUUGGCAUCGCCGGUUUCCCUACACAAUCACGUAUUCGAAGGAGUGGAUUGGAUUGCAUUUUGAUUUGGUUGAUUUUCUUUGGAAUGAAAUAAACUGGGAGCUGGUUUUUUAUUUUCUGCUCGCUAUUUUUGGACUGGGAGUGGUCCAGAAUGCGUUGCACAGGGACCGUAGUCUGCAGCAUUGAAAAGAUUAGAACGGUUUGAUGGAGCAAAGGCCAAGGUUAGACAUUUAAUGGUGGAAAGGUAAGAAGCAUAUUGCACAUAGGGUGUUUUAAUGAUCUGGAGGACAUUUUCUGAUUGUGACCAAAAGACAGACUGCAGAUGGGAUAUCAUUAGAUUAACUGUUAGGCUAUUAUGAUUUUAGAGAAUGGGAAUUUUAUGAUAUUUGGGGAAUUGUUAUGACAAUCAUAUGCGUUCAAGAUGUAAAUUGGCUUUGUAAGCAUCCAAGUGUCCUUGUUUUCUGUGA